AUGGAAGAGGAAUUAGGCAGACUUCAUAGGAAGUAUAGGAGUAAUCCAUCUCGGGCUGGUACCUUAGUGAGGUGUGUGAUGGGGACUCUAGCUGAAAGAGGGAUUGAGACUGAAGAAGACUGGAAAGAAUAUGUGGCCACUAUGGAGCGUGAUGGAGAGAUAAUAGCUGCUUCUAUCAAGGAAUACGUUGCGAGCCUUUUGAAGAAUGGCGAAGAAAACAAGGCCCCUGGUAUGUCUUUUGGUAUAGAUCCUGUUGAUUAUGACCAUGCAAGACGAUAUAACGAAUCGUUACAGGGGAACCGCUGUCCGACUGGAGCGACAUAUGUGGACAAUUGGAGCUUGCCCUCGAGCGUGACGGUGGCAAUGAGAGAGGACACAGGUAUGGAUGUUAAUACGCAUCUUGUUAACUACCUCAGGGCCAUGACGUGCGCCGACCCAGAUAUUUUAGCAGAUGACCACCUUGGGGGACGCGCAAAGAAUGUGUUUAUGUCCCUACCGCGCGUAAUCAGAGAGCAAGGGUUUGAGGCGGUGACCAGCGAAAUGGCAAAACUAUUGGCAUGUGAUUCAACGGCAAGUAGGAUGAGGGCCUUGACAGAGUUGAGGAACUUGAGGAUCCGGCCCGGUCAGGACGUUGCUGAAUUCUGUGUGGUGCUAGAGAAGUUAGGGAGACAGGCAAACCCUGAGAGCUCGUUGGAGGACCGAUCCAUGGAGUACGCCCAGAUACUCCUGGAUAAUCUGAGCAGCUGGCCCGAGCAUUUCCAGUUGGUGGGUGCUCUGCACAAAGUGGAACCGCGAAGAGCGUACGAUGAGUUGAAAAGUCUGGCUCUGAGCAUCGAGCAGUCAAAGUUGAUUCUGGCUGCACAGAGGAAGGAUCCCCUGCCGGCGUGGAGAACAAGGUCUGCUCAGUAUCUGGGAAAUAGGGAUGCAAGAGUGGCCAACGCGGGGACAGCGACGGAGGAAAGGAACAUAAGUAGGGAGGUUCGUCAAAAAGGGCUGUCUGGUGAUACAAGCAGAACAGGUGGGACAACUCGACGAGAGUUGCAGGAACCCAUGAGCCGAUCACUCACGGAGAGUAGGAAAUGCUAUAGGUGCUCCAAAUACGGGCAUGUGGCAAGAGAUUGUCCACUGCGUGCGGCUAGGGUGAAUACUAUUGAGCCCAAGGAUAUGGCACCCUCCCAGAAGGAUGAGACGCUUGCGUCUAUCGUCAGUCGUGCCAGAUGCAUGGGGUUGGCAGUGAAAGCAUCGUCAGCAAAUGAUUUGAUUGGAAAUCGGGUUACGGUGCCCCUUAACAUACUGGGUGAGAAGUGUCAGGCAUUGAUCGACACGGGAUCAAUGAUAAGCAUUGUCCCAGUGAAAAUAUUGGCGGAAAUUCAAGACAAAGGUUUUGACCUGGAUUCCUUGGUAAUGGUGCCUAGGACCAAGCUCAAGCCAGUCUUUGAUGCAUCAGACAAUAGGAUGGAUUUUCUUGCGGGUGUUUAUAUACAAGUCAAGUUGGAGCAAGGAACGACUCAGGAGGUGGCGUUCCAUAUUAGUCCAAAGAAAGAAAGUGAUAUAAUACUGGGGACCAAUGCGCUGCCUCGAUUAGGAAUAAGCAUUUCCAUUGAAAAAGAGAGAGAUAGCUUACGCAAAUGA
Molecule: messenger RNA, 1632 nt
Organism: Ostertagia ostertagi
Lineage: Eukaryota; Metazoa; Nematoda; Chromadorea; Rhabditida; Trichostrongylidae
Source: the annotation of a GenBank genome assembly